GAAACGGUGACCCGGCCUGGGGACCCGGCGACAGGGCCGAGCGGUGGAAGCCUAACCGCCAGAGGUGAGUGUCCCCCAGGUCUCACCCGCGAAGGGGCCGGCCCGGGCUCGAGCCCGUCAUCUUCCGGGAAAUGGCGGCUGCCAGGCCCUGCCUGGGCCGAGUCCUCCCAGGGUCCUCCAUCCUGUUCCUGUGCGACAUGCAGGAGAAGUUCCGGCACCACAUUGCCUACUUCCCACAGGUCAUCUCGGUGGCCGCCCGCAUGCUCAAGGUAGCCCGGAUGCUGGAGGUGCCAGCCAUGCUGACAGAGCAGUACCCAGAAGGCCUGGGCCCCACGGUGCCCGAGCUGGGGGCCGAGGGCCUGCGGCCGUGGACCAAGACCUGCUUCAGCAUGGUCCCCGCCCUGCAGCAGGAGCUGGACAGCCGGCCCCAGCUGCGCUCUGUGCUCCUCUGUGGCCUGGAGGCACAGGCCUGCAUCUUGAACACGACCCUGGACCUCCUGGACCGGGGACUGCAGGUGCACGUGGUGGUGGAUGCCUGCUCCUCCCGCAGCCAGGUGGACCGGCUGGUAGCGCUGGCCCGCAUGCGGCAGAGCGGUGCCUUCCUCUGCACCAGCGAAGGGCUCAUUCUGCAGCUGGUGGGUGACGCCGCCCACCCCCGGUUCAAGGAGAUCCAGAAGAUCAUCAAGGAGCCCGCCCCAGACAGCGGGCUGCUGGGCCUCUUCCAGGGCCAGAAUCCCCUCUUCCGCUGACGCCGACCCUGCCUCGAGGGAGCCCACCCUGCCGAGCUCCGGACCCUGGUGGAAGGGCCUCCCCAUCCCUGCAUCCCGGGAGUGGUGCGGUCCACCUGGAGCGCCGCCCCCUCGGGAGGGGAGGCGGGCCUUGCCUUCCCAUUGGCCAGCUGCUCCCGGAAAUGCAAAUGAACUCCUGCAAGCCGGGCGAGAAUUGGCUGCGCCGGAGUGGGGGCGGGGCCCGGCCCCAGCCGCCGCACGGAGCCGGAAGAGGGGGACGGAGUGUCGCCGACCCGUGGGACACGGACUCGCGGAAUAAACAUUGAUGUGGCUGUGGACCGAA
Carlito syrichta (Philippine tarsier) is the source of this 1071-nucleotide messenger RNA. RefSeq names its product isochorismatase domain containing 2 (gene ISOC2). The coding region runs from base 132 to 749 and encodes 205 amino acids. Gene Ontology annotation, cellular component: cytoplasm. NCBI's taxonomy places the organism in Eukaryota, Metazoa, Chordata, Mammalia, Primates, Tarsiidae. The record is from RefSeq and is a predicted model, not a curated record. The transcript has 6 exons.